This is a messenger RNA of Cladocopium goreaui, 9672 nucleotides long. Lineage: Eukaryota; Dinophyceae; Suessiales; Symbiodiniaceae. The record is from the annotation of a GenBank genome assembly.
GUGAUCACCUUGCACCUGAGGACAGUGCCUCACAGGUGUCCUGGAGUGUGGUCGUGGAUGAACAGCGCAAUGUGGAGCCUGUUCAGGAAGUGCCAAUGCAGUUCCCUGAGCCUAAGGUACCACCGCCCGGGUUCAGACACCAAGGUGAGCCGGCUCCUGGCUAUGCAGCCCAAGGACAGGAUCAACCCAAGAGUCGUGUGUCAAGCUCAAGCGGAAGUGCACCCUUCCCACCUGCUGAUGCGGCUCUCUUUUUCACUGACCCUGCUCAAGCCCCUGCUCAAAGUGCUGCUGCUCCAGCUACUCAGGCAGCACGUGAUUUGCUUGGAAGCGCUCAGAAGCAGGCAGCUCGCCUGGCAAAGCGAAAGCUCAGGCAAAGAGGCGUGGUCAUCGUGCAGUUAGAUGAACGAUCAGUGCUUGUGAUUGAUAGCCGCGAUCGGCGCAUUCAGUCCCCCUACCAGGGAUGGCUGCUGGACGAGAUCUUGCUGAACGCCCAGUCUGGAGUGAACGUCCUGGUCGAUCGACAACUUGUCAGAUCGCCAAACAAGCGCUACCACCUCAACUUGUUCUAUGUGAGGACGAUGGACGGGUUCAAGUUCAUCUUGGUAGGAUCAAUGACGUCUUACGGGACGGUGCCAGCAGCUCGCUGGGAUGCAGACACGGGGAAGAUCAUGGCCCACCCGGCCUUUCAACCUUUUCGUUGGCCGAUGAUGACUGACGAAUCUGCAACCUGGGUCGAUGUGAAAGUCAAGGUGGGAGGGCGUCUGUACGCCUGCAGUGAUAGUGGGACGGUCGUGGCCCUGGACUUUCCUUUGUGCCACUUUGAAGUCCGGCUCACUGCGCUCUCUUCCACGGACUCGAUCGGGAUGGAUGCAGACCGCUUAGAGUUCCGAUUCAGGUCAUCCGGUGAUCAGCUGGACGUUGCAUGUUCUCAGGUGGUGGUUCCAUCAACUUGGCUGGUUGUGUCGCGUGUGUCUGGGCCCACCUUGAUCAAGAAUGCUCGUUGGUGUCGUGAGCAUCAUGCAAGGGUGGAAGGCCCUGAUCAGACCAUGCAAUUGUCACAGCUAGCCGAGAUCCAUGCACACUGGACUGCAUCGAUCGAAGCAGAGUCCGUUGAUGACACGGGUCCGAGGGUGAGUGCGGUCGCGGUGGAUUCUCACCCGGCCAACUAUCACCUCACCUGUGAGUCUCCCUUGUUCAGGGCAGCGAAGUCGUUGGUGCCAACCGAUGCACUGGCUCUGCAGGCGCACAAUGUGGCUCUGGAACAGGAGACGAUCGUGCUCCCGCCAGUGACGGGUGGGCCAUCAGUGGUGCCAAGAUCAUCAGUUGCGGCCCCUCUGCAAGCAUUGGCUGGACCGUCGGCUCCUGCACUGGUUGUGGCGCCCAAUGUUCAAGCCGAAGUCUCCAUGACUGAGCCGGGUCAAGCCCCAGCCUCGGGAGCCAUGGGAGGCUCGGUACAUGUGCAAAGGCGAUCGCUUGAAGCUCGCCAACAAGAGAGGAUCUCAGUGGCAGCCGUGACGCCACAAACUUUUCUUGAUCAGGUGUAUCAGGCGGUCCCGGGACGCCCAGUCAGUUUUGGACCGGCUCCGACCGUUGAAGAAGUGACGGCGAGGGCCCCAGUUUGCUCGGCUGUGGGAUCUCAGACCGGACGUGAUGUUAGAGCGCUGUUGGCUUCACCUUAUGCCAACUUGGCGCUGGUGUCAGCGAUGGAGGUGCGAUCGGGCCCGGAGUUCACCGUGAAGGUGCACGACUGGUCAGCAUCCCUAGAGGAGACCGUUCGUGAUGUUUUGCUCAGCAACAGUUUUAUGCUGGAACAGUUUUGGAGUCUAGCUACUUCGAUCGAGAAGGCAUUUUUCGAAUCCUCUGCAAAUCAGCUGGGUUUCGGGCAGUGCGAUCCGACUACUUUGGCGUUGAGUGCCGAGACCGCUAGUGCUCGUAGGGCUAAUGCCAUCAAAGCUCUGUUGCACAAGCCGGCUCAACCGCCCAGGAAACUGCUCAAGAAGUCUGAUUCGGAUCCGACGUCCACACCGCUGUUGGACCAGGAGAAUGCCGCUCGGUGGAAGUGGGCUUCUAAACUGGAGGCCAUAGGGAAACGGGCGGGUCAACACUCCAAGCUCUUGCUGGAUACCACCAACAGCCAAGGGCUCUCGCCGGGUGAGACCGCUCGGCUACGCCAAUUAGUGUUGGCAUCGGGGGCUCCACGGACUAUGUCGGCCCACAUCUCCGCAUGGGAGCGGUUCGAGGAGUGGGCCAAUAGUGUUGGGAUCCCCGUUUUUCCUUGGCCUUCUGAUUUGAUUCUGAAGUAUGCUCUAGCUCUUGACGAGAAAGAAUGUGGUCCCACAGUUUUGCCUUCUUUUAGGAUGUCAAUUAAGUGGGUAACAUCUAAACUGGCGAUCGACUGCCCUGAUUUGUCCCAUCCCGCUCUCUUGGCGGUUCAGUCGGACGUCAUUCAGAAAAGGGCCACCACAUUGAAAGAAGCCCAGCCCAUCCCGAUCGUGGCGGUCGGAAGUCUGGAGCAGUUCGUCACAGACGUGCAGCAGCCAGAGGCAGCUAGGCUCUUUGCAUGGUGGUGGCUCUGCAUGGUCCUCUGCAUGGUCUUCGCAUCGCUGAGGUUCGACGAUGCCAUGCAUGUCAGGCCAACUGAGUUGAUCAUGAAAGACGAAGGGCUCUUUGGCGUCGCUUGGCAGACGAAAGUCGAGCGCAAACGCCGUGGCACGAAGUUCGUAGUGCCGAGAGUUGGCUUUCGUGAUUCAGCCUGGCUUGACAUUGGCUGGGACCUUUUGCAGCUCGAAGAUUUGGAUCGUGACUUCUGGAUGAGAGACUUGAACACCCAGACGGAGUUCAGGUCUGCACCAGCUCAAUAUCAACGUUCCAUUCAGUGGCUGCGUUUCAUUGGCAAGCUCGCCAUCAAGACCUACUUUAGUGGGCCUGAGGGUAAGCUCAAUGAGGCCGUGGACGGGUUGCUCAAGGUCACAGCCCACUCAGCUCGGGUCACCAUGUUGGACGCUGCAGUACAUGCUCGUCGAUCGACGGAGGAGAUCGGACUGCAAGCGAACUGGAAAAAUCCGGGUCCUCUAGUGUUGAAAUACACCAGGAACCGGACCAGCGUACCAGCUCAGAUGGUUCAACAGCUGGUCAAAGACAUGGUUGACAAUGAGCACCCGUUCGAGGCUGAAGAGGAUGUCGUGCUCGACUCCGUAGAUGAGACGGCUCUCAAUGAGGUGCAGUUCUACGUCAAGACGGAAGGCGCUCGUGCCUCCCGUGACUAUCGAUAUCACUGCUCGAAAGAGGAGGACGAUGAGAUGGUCGCAUGUGGCAAGCUCGCCGUCCGUGACUGCACUGCCGUUGGGGCCGCCCUGCCAGAUCCUUCCGUGCUCUGCAAGCAGUGUGCCAAAGCUCGACCAGAUGUGGCUUCACGAUGCUUCUCUGCUCAGAGCGGAAGUGUUCGGGCAUCUAUUACACAAUUAAUCAUGGUGGAUCGCACCGUGUACACCCCGGACAAGUUGCCGGAGCUCCCAUUGCGGCAGAUCUUUGGUCGGCAACGAGUUCCGGAAGACUUGUGCCGGCUCGUGGCUGAUGUGGGUCUCCGCAGCGUGGAAACGUUCGCCAUGCUGGGGGACACGAUCACAACGGUCAAGCAGACCUUGAAAACGAUCAUACCAGAUUCUGCUCGUUUCGGCGAUGAUGCGCCGGCGCAGGAGCUUGCUCUUACAGCUCUGGCGGCCGUCUGGAAGCAGUGCUCCACCAUGCAAGAUCACUUCGCAGCUCGGCGAGCCAAAAUGGAAGAAGACCCCAGCAAGGUCCCAGAGAUUCCAGGCGAAGAUCAUGCUGAGUUUCGUGACACGUUCGUGGCUCGUCACCCUGACGUGCUCUUGCCCAUGCAUCGAGAGCCUCAUCGGAAGUUUGUCGAACGUGUUCAACGAGACUACUUGGUGCACGGCUUUGUUCAUUUCUACGAAGUCGGCGAGAUCCGCACCAGGACUGAGCAGAUCGCUCAGAAAUCUGGGCUCUCCAAAAAUGCAGAGGAUCUCUUGCGUGUGGUGAUGGUAGAUCAGCCUAGUGCGGCUAGUUCAGAAUCUCAGGUGAUGGACAAACUGCAUGCGUUCUUCAUUACCUUAGAAUACUUGAACAUCUGUGAGUUCUCCGUGGCAGCCGGGCCCCUGAAAUACUUGUCUGAUCUGGAGGAGUGGCGCCAUGAGAACCGUGGCCUGGCCUUGCUCUUGGCGGCUGAUGCGUUGAUCCGCAAGAAAGUUCAUCGAGUGAGCUCUGAUCAGCGCAAGACAUUUGGCACGUUCUCUGCCGCCUUGCUUGAGGUCUUGACCAACCACAAACAGCUGUGGAAUGACGCUCGAUCAAGCGCAGAGUUGGACAAGUUCAAGCAGGUGAUGCAGACGACGGCGCCAUCUACACCGUCAAAGAAGCGCUCCAGAUCUCGCUCGCAGUCAGCCCCAAAGGCUUCACCCAAAGCUCGAAAGAACAGGGCUCGUCGUGAACGCCAGAAGGCCUUGCUCAAGAAAGCUAAGGUUGGUCACGCCUCAACGCCACCUCCCAAGUCGGAUCAGGCCAAGAAACCCGCUCGAGAUGAACGGGUCCCGGCCCACGAAUGGCAGAAGAUUACUUCGUUCAAGUAUCAAGGAGCCAAGCGAUGCCCUUUCUUCAACUGCUCACUGGGUUGCCGCUUUGGUGAUCACUGCCGCCAGAAGCACAGCUGUGUGGAAUGUGGUAAAGAUCACCCGUGGCACGGCAACCACUGCAUCACAGAGGCUGUUCAGCUGAUGGGUGUGCCUGCGCUGCCGCCAGUGGAUGUGGUUGUCUCUGAUCUGGUCAGCGAAGCAGCCGAUGUGUUGGAUCUGGCAGUGUGGGAGACUAUCAUGGCAAUCAUUGCUAUCAUUGCUGCCAGGCUGGUCUUCUUGCUCCAUUGUGGCACCCCGUGCAACACCUUCACUGCAGCUCGCAAAGAUGAUGGAGGACCUCCUCCACUGCGCUCUCGCGUGCUCCAGGUACUUUGUCCAGGAGGGCACGUGCACGAGUCUUUGAGAGGCAAAGUGUUCGACCCCCUUCAGGGCAAACUGGUGUUCAAGACCAAGGCUGCGCAGGUCUAUCCUUGGGCUUUGUGUGCGGCGUUCGCCAGCGUUGCUCACGAUCUAUGGCAAGACCCUCUUCAUGCUCUACAACCUUCGCUGCAGCUGACCACGCCCCCUGCGGAUCGCAAACGCGAAGUGGGCUCCUGCAAACCGUGGCUCGGACACAAGCAGGAGGAGUCGGCUCUCAAAGCGCUCUGGGCGGGUUAUCAGCUGAAGCGGGGUGCGGCCAAGCCUUUGUUGCAUGUGGAGAUGGAACCUGGCCAAGCGAUCGAGGCGGCCUUGAACGUGAUCCACCCUUUCACCAUCGAGGCUCCUCUGGCAGCGAUGGAAGAAGCAGCCGUCCUCCAACUUCGGCGCCCGUCUGAGGUGAUCAUGGCUGAGCGGGCGCGGUUGCUACAAUUUUGGCAUGCUCAGGCAGUGGCUUUAUUGCCCCACUCAGUGGCGGCGAUCCGGGCGCUGCCCGAUCCCCAUCUGCGGCGUCUGCUCCUUGGCACUGACGACCUUUCCGUGCCGCGCCUUGGUCAAGUUUGCCACGUCGCAUUGUACGAGGCUAUGCUCAUGGCGUGCGGCUCGGUGGAUCAGUCAUUGCCCUCUUUUCUCUUGCACGGUUUUCCGAUCGUUGGUGAGAUCGCUCGCUCUGGUCGAUGGCCUCCCUACAAUAAGCCCCAGAAAGACAUCCCGGUGCAAGACGCAUUGGAUAGGGCCUGGGUUCUUCGGAAGAAGAUCAUCCAACGUGUUCAAUCAGUACAGAUCUCUGACAACCUUCAGAAGAUUUGGGAUGCAUCGAUCGAAGAUGUUGAGGAGAAAUCGUGCUUGGGCCCCUUUGUGUCUGAAGAGGAGGUCACGAAAGCUCUUGGGUGCGACGAUUGGAUCCCAACUCAGAGAUUCGAAGUUGUUCAGAAGAAUAAAGUUCGUGGUUGUGACAGCGCCACGACAAACAUGAUCAAUCAGAUCACCCGGAUCUCGGAGAAGCUACAACUGCCUUCUACAGACACGAAUGUCGCAGCUCUGCGCAAGUUGAGAACGAUCAAGCCUGGCGUGAAGCUGGCAGGGUGGGUGCUCGACGAGCGCAAAGCCUAUCGGCAAGUAGCGGUGCGACCUGAUCACCGGAAGUUCUCUGUUAUUUGCUUGAAGAAUCCGAAGACUGGUGCUCCCAAUUUCUUCAUCAUGAUAGGUCACUCAUUUGGCUUGGUCUCAGCUGUAUACAACUACAAUCGCCGAUCGGCGGCCAUUAACGAGUUCUUGGUCUCGCUGUUCGGCUUAGUGGCUUUCAGCUUCUAUGACGACAAAUAUGGUUUUGAACCUCUGGCGAUCGCGGGAAGUGCUCGUGCAGUAGCUGAACAUGUUCAUUUCUGGUUAGGUGCGAAGUUUGAUCAGAAGAAAUUGCAGCUAUCUACAGAGCCCACGAUCCUAGGGGUGACUUACAACCUUGAUCAGAUGCAGUUGGAGAUCAAAGCUGAGCGGAGAGAAGAGAUCACCCAGGAGAUUGAAGCGAUCGUGAAGGCAGGCAUUCUAGACCCUGGCUCGGCGGGGAAGUUGAAAGGUAAGCUCAUGUUUGGCGCUUCUCAGCUCUGGGGAAAAGUUGGACGAGCUUUUCUGAGGGUCAUUUCUGAGCGCCAAUACCUUCGUUUCCCGAUCGGUAGUGAGUUCAAACUAGAUCAACCUCUGCUCGAGUCUUUGCUCCACUGGAAGAAAUUGGUCAAUGAGGGACCGCCGAGGCCGAUCGAAUCAGCUUCAGCUAAACUAGUGGAUGCAGUGAUUUUCACAGAUGGUUUCACGCCGGAUCCUAGGAAGAAGGAACGUUUGCCUGAUCGUGUAGGACGCAGCCGGCCGGCAGCCUGCAGCUUACGUUGCCGGCUGUGUGACAAGGGCUGCCAGCGACCUGCUUUUGCGGCCUAUGCCACCUGCUGCACGUACUGCCAGGGUCCAGAGGGCCCGCACGCGCGUGACUGUGCGCAGAAGGUCGAGCUGGUGGGCUACCGAAGAACCAAUGAGCCAACUCCAGCAUUCUCCUCACAGAUUGUGGUCCGAGCCAUUUGCGCAGAGCUCUAUCGAAGCUUUGACAAGUUUGGCCGUAUGGAUCCCUUUGCCCUGGUGGACUGGUGCUACGAGGAUGGGCGCACAGUGAGUAUUGGGCGAACCAAGACCGCAGCAAGACAGUCCAUCAGCAUUGCUGCUUCCAUGGUUCAGGUGCUGGAGGAGAAUUUGGGAGGCCUCGUCCAGUCCACCUUCUGUGGAGAUGCCACGGUGCCUGUGGACGCCUUGCUUUCGGGUGCGCGGACCAUCUCCCCUGGGCUGAUGCAAACUCAGCCGCAGCCGAUACCUUUGCACAAACGUGGGGAAAACACUGGACAGAGUCUUGGAGGUGGACUGAGGAUUGUGGUGCAAAUCCUUAUUCAUCUGCCAGAAAGUCAGCAAGCAGCCCUGAAUCAGUUCACCUACGUCGACGCGAAGCGCUUUGUGACUCCAGUGCGGAGAUUGGGUGUUUCUGGUGGCACAGCGCCUUUCUUCAGCUUGGAGCUGGCAGCUGUUGAAGGAAAGCGCUCAGGGGAUUAUUGGAUCGGCAAAGACUUAAGCCGUGCCAUGGAUGAAGUGCACUUCUAUGAGAAGGUGAAGAGCCUGAGCAAACAUGCAAGCCGUGAGAUGCAGGAUGGCAUUCUGAAAGCCACAGAAGAAGGGGUUGAAGGUGGUGGCGAAUUGGAGCUUCUGGUGCUACAGAAUAUGAGACACGGGAGGAAAUCUUUGAGAUUACUGGACAUUAAGGUUGGAGAGAAGACCCUCAGGACAGCUGCGGCCAACUGGAUGGGGAAGUCAAGACUGGCGGCCUUGAAGCAGGCCUUGAUAGACGAGCAUACGAACUCCCAGGCAGAAGGGUUUCGGUUGGAAGGCUUCGAUGGUCAAACUCCCGUACUGCUGUCUAUGGAUCCCUUGUUGGACCUGGGCGGAGGAGAAGGACAUAGCAAAUCCACGCAGAAAAAGGUCGCUCGGCUAAGCCUUACGGCUAAGCUUGGCUAUGCCUGGCUUGCAAGUCCGGUGCGAACUUCAAGACUCCAAAAGUUGAGCACUAGAGCCUUGGGGGAGCGUUGUUGUCCAGCGAAUGAGACAGGUUCAAAUUCAAUAAGCCCAGCACGGCGGCUGAUGUUGCAGCGACUGCCAGCUGCUGAGAUGCUGAUGCACUACCUGGAUCUACAUAGCUAUGAUGCUUCCAUCCCCCCAUCCAGUGAACUAGCGGAGGUUGUUCUGGAUGAGACUUGCAAGCAGCUGGUGGGACUCACCGUGGCGUGCUGCAGCACUCAAUCUCCGCAGAAAUGGAUUGGCAGUUCGUUUGGAGCUGAAGCUGAGGGAUAUGAGGAUGGUCAGGGCUUCACUCCUGCGGAUGAAGCCGAGUUGCGAAAAUCCGUGCUGGUGAAGAUAUUUGACUGGGGCAGGUCAGAAUUAAACACCUUGGAGGAGCACUCCGAGCGAACCGCGGAAGAGCAGCAGGAUCGCCUCGACUUCUGGCGUCUCUAUGUUGGCGGCAUCCAGAGGCUAGCGUGGGAGGCUGCGCGCCAGUACCGCCACCGCUUUGGCAAUCCCAAUGGAUGGAAAAAAGCUCAAUUGGUGGUCUAUGACUUCGACUCCAUGACCGACAGCGACUUCAUUGGACAGGUCUUUGCUGAUUUGGUGGAGACUCCAGAGACCACUGCUCCACUGCUUACCGCAGACGGCGUCCCUGUUUCUGGCAAGGACGGGCCAUCGACUCUUACCUACUCCAUAACUUGGAGAAGGUUUGCAGAGCAGAGUCGCUUGCAGGGGGCUUGGAGCGUGCGAAUCGUGAGGGCCGAGAAGUUACCAGUGUGUGACACUGUUCUCUGGGCUUCCCGAGCUUCGUCGGAUCCCUUCGUCAAGGUGGCGAUGAGACCCAUCUUCCUCUCUGCCCUCGCCGGCCUCGGCAUGAUGCUCAUGGGCAGCCUGCAGGGCUGUGGAUCGAACGGAGAUGAUCUCUCCGUUGGUGGAUCAACAUGCACGGAUGCUGGGCAAGCACGAUGUGGACAAUUCAAUCAGGUGAACUCUGGCAGCUUGUGCGAGAAUUCCAGGACAUUUGCUGAGUGCAUCGCUACGGAGGAAUGCUGUGCCUUGGAAGAGAAUGGCAAAACCGCAUCCGCUCUCAUUGAUGAGAUGAUUGCUAAUUUGUCCAUUGGGCCUCUUCCAUGUGCCUUGACGAAUCCUUGCACAUCAAGCACAGAAAGCGCGACGGUCACGGCCACGACCACCGUUACCGCAGCAGGAGCCACAGCGACAGUCACGGCGACCGACACAGUCACCUCGACAGUUACGUCAACGGUCACCGAAACAGCCACUUCGACGCAAACCAACGUGACGACCAGCGCGACAGUCUUCGCCUACAGUGAAGAUGAAAGCUAUCGGUGUGUACAACGUUCUACAGUGAAGGUGAAGAAUUUGGAUCCCACUUGGGAUGAGACUUUUGACCUUCCAGUGGCCAAACCUGAGCAUGCCAGUUUGGAGGGCUUGAUGCUACCUGCGGUGGCCUACACCUUGGAGGCGGAAACAGAGGGCCUGAAGUACUGGAAAGAACUCAUGAAUGCGAUUU